CUUGCGUCAAGCUUCCCUAACGCGGCCGCAUUUCCGGGGAUGAAAACUUUGGAACGGGUGAUUUCCAUGCCUCUCGCCUAGUUUUUUACUGCGCUGUGGUGGGGUUAUCAGCGGCACAGUUUAGGCACACAACUUCCUAAUUUGAGAGUAUCAUAGGUAUUGCCUGGUCCCUUUCAGGCGUAGUUUUCCUUCACAUUGGCUUUUGCUCGCCUUUAGAUAUUCAUAGCUCAUCAGAAAGAGGGGAGUCAGCAUAUCAAGUGUUAUGUCGACCGGGGCUGGCCAGGAGAAGGCGCUGCGCCUGCUGCGCCAUCUGCCGCGGGUCGGCCUCACCAACAUCAACCACCCGAUCGGCAAGCCGCCGGGUCAGCGGAAGCGCGGUCAGCACGGCGGCGACACGCACGGCGCCGGUACCAAGGGCUCGAAGGCGCGCCAGCACUUCGCGAGGGCCGGCUUCGAGGGUGGUCAGACGCCGUUCUACCUGCGCAUCCCGCGUGAAGAGCCUUACAAGGGCCACCACCUGCGCCGCCAGUACCCGCCCGUCUCGCUGCACCAGCUGCAGCUGAUGGUGGACACGGACCGCGUGGACCCGAGCCACCCGAUCGACAUCACUCAGAUCUGCAACUCUGGCUUGUUCAAGCUGGAGCCGAUGCGGCGCGAGUUCGGUUUUCAGCUGACUGAUGAGGGCAUGGACGAGUUCGAGACGCCGGUGAACCUGGAGGUGCAGUGGGCCCCGGAGCGCGUGAUCGCCGCCGUGGAGCGCGCCGGCGGCACCAUCACCGCCGCCUUCUACGACAUCGCUAGCCUGAUGGCCAUGGUCGACCCGGCCAAGUUCUUCAAGAAAGGGGUGCCUAUCCCGCGGCGGGCGCUGCCGCCGCAGGACGCCGUCGGCUUCUACACGGACCCACGGACGCGCGGCUACCUGGCUGACCCGGAGCGGGUCGCCCGUGACCGGCUCACGCUGGCGCAGAAGUACGGCUACGAGCCCGUCACCGUCCAGGAGGGCGUGCUCACCAUGCGGAAGGACCCGCGCCAGGUGUUCUUCGGCCUCGAGCCCGGCUGGCUGGUCAGCCUCGCCAGCAAGGAGGUCUGGCGGGUUAAGGACCCCACUAUGGUCGAGUACUACCGCGCCUAGACGCUGGCGGCGCAACCUCGGCGUGCUCCUCGUGACGCAAAGCUCCGCCAGUGACCGCGGGCGCUGCCGGGCGAGGUCACGACCUCGACUGCGUGCCACCGCUCGCCGGGGACCCUGGGGCGUGGUGUCGUGGGGCCGGUGCUGACGGUACAGCGGCCUGGGGCGGCCUCGGUUGAGCCCUGCUGUUUGUAGUAGCCACGAGCGCUCACGGAUGGUUGGCGCGUGCGGGCCGUCGCCGGAGUAAUCGUAAUGCGUGUGUGGGGUGCGUGCCACGCCAACUGUUUGAGCUUGUGUACCGCUGCACGUGCCGCCAGCCUGGGACUGAGGCCGGCCAAAGGGCGGCACGGGUGACUGCCUCCGCUCCGGGAUAGUGUUGACAUUGGCAGGCUCGGGAGCGUGAGGAUAUAUGGUCUACCCUGUACGUAGGCAAAUACACAACUGGCCCGUACCGGCUCCACA
This is a messenger RNA of Pollicipes pollicipes, 1591 nucleotides long. RefSeq names its product mitochondrial ribosomal protein L15 (gene mRpL15). Gene Ontology annotation, molecular function: structural constituent of ribosome. The coding region runs from base 263 to 1132 and encodes 289 amino acids. Gene Ontology annotation, cellular component: mitochondrial large ribosomal subunit. The record is from RefSeq and is a predicted model, not a curated record. The transcript is spliced from 7 exons. Gene Ontology annotation, biological process: translation. NCBI's taxonomy places the organism in Eukaryota, Metazoa, Arthropoda, Thecostraca, Pollicipedomorpha, Pollicipedidae.